GCGAGCAUGCAGCGCGCGUGUGAAAUGGUGGUGUCGCUGCUGCGACCGGACCGGCUGCAGCAGAAAUGCCCAUACCACGUGCUGAACGUGCAGAUACUGUCGCUACUGCAGAAGGAGGGCUUCAUCAGGGGGUUUGCCGUGAACGGCAGCAAAAUCGACAUUCUUCUCAAACAGUACCAGGGCGCUCCGGUGAUUCGCAAUAUUCGCGUCGUCUCUAAGCCUUCGCGGGCCAUAUGGCUGACGGCUGCCGAGCUGAAACACCGCACGCGCUUCAAUAGCGGACUGUGGGUGCUGCAGACGGCUUGUGGGGUGUUGAGUCACAGGGACUGCAUUCGGAUGGGUAUUGGGGGAAAGGUUCUGAUGGCAGUUAACAACGGCUACCAGCAUUUCUGCUAG
This is a messenger RNA of Cyclospora cayetanensis, 396 nucleotides long. RefSeq names its product 30S ribosomal protein S8. Bases 7 to 396 code for a protein of 129 amino acids. The record is from RefSeq and is a predicted model, not a curated record. Gene Ontology annotation, molecular function: structural constituent of ribosome. Gene Ontology annotation, biological process: translation. The transcript is spliced from 2 exons. Gene Ontology annotation, cellular component: ribosome. NCBI's taxonomy places the organism in Eukaryota, Apicomplexa, Conoidasida, Eucoccidiorida, Eimeriidae.